AGAUUUUAAGUUUUUUUUUUUAAUCUUAAAAUGCAUAAAUAUUUUGGGCGGGAAGUUUGAAAUGUAAGCAUCAAAAAAAUUUUACGAUAUAUUUAUCAAAUGGCUAAUUUUAAAUUUAGUGCAUGCAUUGCUUUUUUUAUUUUUUUGGGGAAUAUUAAGACAAUUUUUAUUUAUGUUGUGUAUCACGAACUAACCAUAACUUCCUUUCUUUUGUCAUUAUCUCACGUGAAUUCAAAAUAUAUUAUUAAGAACGCGUUUUUUAAUCUAACGUCAGAUUUUAUAAUAUAUUUUAUAUGUGAAAUAAAUAUGAAUUUAAUAUUAUGAAAAGAACAUGAGGAAUUCAUUUAUUUUAAUAUUAUUAUUCUGAUCAAAUUUCC
Molecule: messenger RNA, 377 nt
Organism: Rhizophagus irregularis DAOM 181602=DAOM 197198
Lineage: Eukaryota; Fungi; Glomeromycota; Glomeromycetes; Glomerales; Glomeraceae
Source: RefSeq, a predicted model, not a curated record